AUCUAUGUCGUGGGAACCUUCCCUGGACCAAUGUGGGGAAUCAUCAGGAAUGCACCUCUACUUAAUCCCAUUCCAUCAUGACAGUGUGCUUUCAGGGACUGUCUGUCAGGAAGAGCAGGGAACUCCUAGGACCCCUUGGCCCUGGGGAGUCUGGAACAGCCAACCUUUUGUUUCUGAAGAUUUUGAUGAUCUAUCAUGGGAAGCUCACGAAGUCAUGUCUUCUUCCUGGGAGUCCUUCCUACAGCUUCUGGUCACAGGACAGGCUAUUCAUUGGUAAGGCUGGUUGUGGUUGCCUGCCGUCUCCAAAGUCAUAGAGCUGCUGAGAGGCACAGGAGGAGUCUGAGACCACGGCCACUAAACUCUAAAACCUCCAUCCUCGUUUGCUAACAGUCCUGAGGCAUCACUGCUGCCUCCUCGUGGCCCCAAAACACUCUGGACUGGCUCCUGGGCCAACAACUUUCUUCCAGUUUCUGAUGUUGUUACUCAUCGUGACCAGGAAAUGUUGGGUUCUUUGCAGAGAAAACCUGCGAGACGCCUGGACCUAACACUGAGGAGGUAAAACCCUGCUGAAAAGGCACGUGAAGAGAAGGGGAUUAACUUGACUGAAUUAUGACAUCAGCUCUAUUCCACCCAGGCUAGUGGGUGACACAGGAGGGAUGGUUGAUGCCCUUGAAAAACUGGGGGUUGGCAGAAUGGCUUCGUUCUCUUGUCAUCUCUUCCACUGGACCAGAUCUAGGCCCAGUCAUGAAGAGCAAGGAUGUGGACCAAGUGGCCAAGCUGGUGCUGGAAACAAGAAGAUCACAUUGAGGUUAAGCCUGCUUGGCACUGAAGAACAAGAAGUGAUCGAGCCACGAUUACCCCGGAGGAAGGGCUUCCUGGGGCUGUGAUGUGAAGAGUGGAAUCACAGAUCACAGAGCAAAGCACAGGGCAGUGCUGUUGGGAUGGCAAAGCGUGCAUGAAGUUCAAAGGGCACCCAGAGAGGAAGUCACAGACUGUGACUCCAGCUGUUUGUGUCCUGUCCAGGACCAGGAGGGACCAACGGAAGAUGAGAUUUCUUCCUCUCUGGCUGUUCUCCUUCCUCAUGAUCACCAAGGGCCGAGAUUGCUUCCUAGAGAGGGAUGAAGGCAUCAAAACAAAACAAGAACUCAUUGUGAAUAAGGAAAAGCCUCUAGGCUCAAUCCAGGAAUAUGAGCUGCUGCUUCAGGUGCACUAUCGAAAUUCCAAGGAGAAAAGAGAGCUGAAGGAAUUUCUGAAGUUUUGUGCGCUUUCCUCAUUUUUCUUACCUGAGCCAGGGAAGAUAAUCAGAGCAAAGGCCACCACGUACUGUGGCUACCAGAACAGGGUCCUGCGCUGUGCCUGUGAAGACAGCUACUCCUGGUUUCCUCCCCAGUGCCUCGAGCCCCAGAAUUGCUCCCUUCUCAAGGCAGGAUCACUCCAGACCUGUGACUGUCAUUCCAGCAACCUCACCCAGAGCAUCUAUUUCUGUGAGAGAACAAAGGUUUGGGGUACUUUCAAAAUUAAUGAGAAAUUUACAGAAGACCUUUUGGAUUCAUCUUCUGCUAUGUAUGCCAAAUAUACCACUGGAAUUGAAAUGCAGCUAAAGGAAGCAUACAAAGGAAUCCAAGGUUUUGAAUCUGUUCAAGUCACCCAGUUUCGAGAUGGAAGCAUUGUUGUUGGGUAUGAAGUUGUUGGUUCCAGCAGCACAUCUGAGCUCCUGUCGGGCAUUGAGCAGAUGGUUGAGAAAGCUAAGACAUAUCUGCGCCAGCUGUAUGCACUUGAAGAAAAUUCUUUCAGAGUGUUCGGAGAAGCCCAGUGUAACAGCAUUGCCUUUGGAUUUGGGUCUGAGAAUGACGAGUACACUCUUCCCUGUAGCCUCGGCUACAUCGGAAGCAUCACGGUCAGGUGCCAACCCUCUGGGUGGCAUAUCCUCGAGGAGAUGUGUGUGCUCUCUGAGCUGGAAGAACUGAAGAAGAAUUCAAGUGAGCUGGCCAACAACGAUACUGACACGGAGGCAGCUGUGUCGUCUCUGGUGCAGAAGCUUUCGAUGGUCAUUCAGCAAAACCCAUCAACCACAGCUGGGAACCUGGCUUCCGUGGUGUCAAUUCUGGGCAGUAUCUCAUCUCUGAAAAAAAGCUUCACGGUGUCCAAUUCAACAAUGGAGAAUGUCAUCAAUAUAGCUGAUCACAUCCUUAAAUCAGCUUCGCUAACCAACUGGACGGUGUUACUGAAGAAAAAAAAGGAUGCCAGUUCCCAGUUACUAGAAUCACUGGAAAACAUCAGCACUCUGGUACCUUCGACAGCUCUGCCUCUGAAUUUUUCUCGAGACUUCAUUAACUGGAAAGGGAUUCCAGUAUCUGCAAAUCUCAGCAAUCAAGGUUACAAUUAUGAAACUGAAUUUCCCCCCCAAAAUACUCCCAGUCCCAUCACAGGCCAUGUGUCUAUUGGGCCAGGUCAAUUCAAGAAGGACCUUCUACAUUCUAUCAUCAGCAUGACCUCCUUGACCCUGGGGAACAUUCUACCCAUUGCUGAAAAUAAAAAUGCUCAGGUUAAUGGGCCCUUGAUAUCCAUUAUUAUCCCAAACUCUUCCAUCGAAGAAAUUUCCCUGACUUUUUCUAAGAUGAAAUUGAAUCUGAGUCAACCUCAAUGUGUGUUUUGGGAUUUCAGCCAUUUGCAGUGGACAGAUACCGGAUGCCACCUAGAGAAUGAAACUGCAAACUUGGUGACAUGCUUCUGUACCCACCUGACCUCCUUCUCCGUGCUGAUGUCCCCCAUUGUCCCCCCUGCCAUCGUCCCCAUUGUGAAAUGGAUCACCUUUGUGGGACUGGGGGUCUCCAUCGGAAGUCUCAUCUUAUGCCUGACCAUCCAAGGUCUGUUUUGGAAGCAGGUCAACAAAAACCAAACCUCACACAGCCGUCACAUCUGCAUAGUGAACAUAGCUCUGUGCCUCCUGAUUGCAGACGUCUGGUUUAUUGUUGCUGCCACGGUGGACACAAACUCUGGCGUCUGCACAGCUGCCGUGUUCUUUGCACACCUUUUCUACCUCUCCUUGUUCUUCUGGAUGCUUCUGCUCGGGUUCCUGCUGGCAUAUCGGGUGAUCUUCGUGUUCCAUCACAUGGCCACACCUUUGAUGGUGGCCGUCGGGUUCUGCUUGGGCUACGGGUGCCCUCUCAUUAUAUCCAUCGUCACCUUUCUGGUCACGCAGCCCAGCAAUGGCUACAAAAGGCAGGAUGCAUGUUGGCUUAACUGGUCCGAUGGGAGCAAGCCUCUCUUGGCCUUUGCGGUUCCUGCCCUGACUAUUGUGGCUGUAAAUUUGGUGGUGGUGCUAUUAGUUCUCACGAAGCUCUGGAGGCCAGCUGUUGGAGAAAGGCUGGCCCAGGACAACAAGGCCACUGCCAAGCGCAUAGGGAGGAGCCUCCUCGUCCUGACCCCUCUUCUGGGGCUCACCUGGGGUUUCGGCAUAGCAACAAUGGUGGAUAGCCAGAAUCUGUCUUGGCACAUUAUUUUCGCAUUUCUCAAUGCAUUCCAGGGUCUUUUCAUCUUGUGUUUUGGAAUUCUCUUGGAUAGUAAGCUGCGACAGGUGCUGCUCAACAAGUUGUCUCCUUUAAGCUGUUGGGACCAGGCAUCAAAGCAGAAGUUAUCAGAUUCAUCUGUCACACUCAGAUUCGAAAAGACUUUCAACCCAUUCCAACAGAAAGGCUGCUACGUAUUUUCGUAUACUAGCGAAUCCUCACACGACAUCAUGCUAACUCAGUUUUCAUCAGCUGAACAAAGCGGGGAAUCCUAAAAUCAAGGAUAAUUUUUUUUUUUUAGUAAAUCGACAUUCAGAGCUCAAUGUCAGUGAAGAAAUGAUAUUCAAUGGAAUUUUUUGAUUUAAAAAUCUGGGAAUAAAAUAAAGAGCUUUCAGCA
Messenger RNA from Bubalus bubalis (water buffalo), 3906 nucleotides. RefSeq names its product adhesion G protein-coupled receptor F1 (gene ADGRF1). The transcript is spliced from 19 exons. The record is from RefSeq and is a predicted model, not a curated record. Gene Ontology annotation, molecular function: G protein-coupled receptor activity. The coding region runs from base 956 to 3784 and encodes 942 amino acids. Lineage: Eukaryota; Metazoa; Chordata; Mammalia; Artiodactyla; Bovidae. Gene Ontology annotation, biological process: synapse assembly; neuron projection development; adenylate cyclase-activating G protein-coupled receptor signaling pathway. Gene Ontology annotation, cellular component: plasma membrane.